Molecule: messenger RNA, 947 nt
Organism: Eucalyptus grandis
Lineage: Eukaryota; Viridiplantae; Streptophyta; Magnoliopsida; Myrtales; Myrtaceae
Exons: 2
Coding region: 144-845 (233 amino acids)
Source: RefSeq, a predicted model, not a curated record
GUCGAGAUAGCUUUCAAAACGGCCCCCACGCGUCACCUCAUCUCCACAGAUGCCGCGGCUACGCUGGCCGUAUCGAGAACGAUCGAGGCGAGAACUGACGAAGAAGCCGAGGGAUUAUCGUUGUCCACCAUCAGCAGCGACACAUGGAAACGAACCCAAACCCCGAUCUCGAACUAGUUCACCUCGCAAUCCAGCGACUCCUUGAAGAUAAGAAGAAGAUGAAGGAGGAGCGGAAGCGACAGCCUCAAGCCUCCGGCGAUUUAGUCUUUUCUGAACAUGAGGCCGACGACGACGACGACGACGACCACCUCCUCCUGUCUAAAUUGCUCUCUCAGCAGGUGGAAUCAUUGAAAGCGAGCCGCGCGAUCAAGAAACCUGAGGCGUUGGCCGAUACUGGGGUUGCAGUCGACGACAUCAGGGCGAAGAGCGAUGCUGCGAUCGAGGCAGUUGAACUUGAAGCUGAGGAGGAACACGAGGGUGGCGAAACAGAGGCUACGCCAGAGGAGAUAGUGAGAGAGCUAAGGAAGGUGAAGAGGCAGAACACGGUGACGCACUGGCUUCUCUCGGCCAUGAUCGUGCUCACCGUCGCUUGGCAGAUCUCGGAGGUGUCCCUCAUUAUGAAGGUGAGAGAAGGCCUGAGCCAUCCGCUCAGGUCCUUCGGGGGCGCGAUAACAGAGUUCCUCAAAGGUCCAGCUCCGAAAGGCCAUGACGAUGUGGACAAGGACGCCGACCAGAGGCAGAGCGAGACGAUUGGAAUCCCUCCUCUUAAGAUGCCGGAGUUUCCGCAGUUCGAUGUGCCCAAUCUGACUUCAAACGGUGAAAAUCAUUCCCCCGGAAGUGGUUGAAAUACAGGGUUCUCUGGAAAAUGUUCAGCUUUCUAGGAAGGCACUCCCUUAAUGUUUCUCAUUUGAAGUUGCUGGGCUUCAAUUCAGUUUGAAUUUGAUUAC